Molecule: messenger RNA, 1225 nt
Organism: Galleria mellonella (greater wax moth)
Lineage: Eukaryota; Metazoa; Arthropoda; Insecta; Lepidoptera; Pyralidae
Gene: R2D2
Product: double-stranded RNA-binding protein Staufen homolog 1-like
Exons: 6
Coding region: 225-1175 (316 amino acids)
Source: RefSeq, a predicted model, not a curated record
AUAUAAACCUCAGCUAUAUUAACUGGACUAUCUUUUAUAUAUAGUUUGUGCUAAAUAUUAGAGAAAAAAUAAAUAAUGAGAAUCUAGUUAUGCUUUUAGUAGCGAGACAAUUGUAUUAAAGUGUCAAUUCAUUAACAGACAGGUACAAUAAAAAAAAAAAAAAAACUAGCUACCAAGAAGUAUUUACACACUAUCUAUUCCAUUUGUACUUCAAGUAAUAUAAAAUGAAGACUGCUGCGUCUGUUCUUCAAGAAAUGAUGGUGAAGAUGGGGGAGAUACCAGAUUAUGAGUGUAUAUCAAAGUCCGGCCCGCAGCACCAAAUGACGUUCGAGUACCGGUGUAAAGCACUGGGCUUCGUGGUGACGGCGGCGGCGCGCUCCAAGAAGGAGGCCAAGCAGGAAGUGGCCAAGCUUAUGCUGGCCCGUCUCGCCGCCGCCGGUCACCCGGUGCCUCCACCGUACGGUCUCUUCAGCACUAAUAAACCGCAGCAGGGCCCCGCGGCGGCAGCGGCGGCGGCGGAGGGCGGCGGCGUGAGCGCGAUGCGGCCGCUGGAGGCCCGCAGCCACGUGGCGCUGCUGAGCGAGCUGUGCGCCGAGUACCGGCUGGCGGCGCCGCAGUACGCGCUGCUGGGCGACGAGGGCCCGCCGCACCUGCGCCACUUCACCGUGGGCGCCCGCGUCGGCGACCACGAGCGCCGCGCCACCUCCACCACCAAGAAGGCCGCGCGCCAGCUCGCCGCCGCCCAGCUCUACUCCUACCUGCGCGAGAACCUCGCGCGCGUCACCAGGGACUUCGACGAGGAGGACGCUCUGGUCAGAGCAGUGGGGAAAGCGAUGGACAAGUAUAGCGAAACUAGGGACAUAAUGAACAGACCCAAUUUGGGCCAGAAGAUAUCUGAAUAUCAUCUAGCAUUUCCAGCUAGUAAAGAUGAGAGCACGCUGGCGCUGGGCCGCGAGGCGCUGUGGAGCGGCACGCAGCUGCCGGCGGAGGUGCGGCUGGCGGCGGCGGCGAGCGCGCUGGGCCUGCAGCCCGAGUGGGCGGCGCUGGACGCGGAGGGCGGCGCGCUGGCCGUGCUGCGGCUGCUGCCCGCCGAGCCGGCGCUGGUCUUCGCGGGCCGCGACCGCGCCGCCGCCGCCGCCGCCGCGCUGCGCUACCUGCACACCGUGCUCACCUGACUCGCGCCGCCACGCUACCACCCUCUUGUUAAUAAAUUCAUUUUAUAAUG